AAGCGCAGAGGCGGCGCUUGGCGAACGUUCCUAGGGCGCCCCUCCACAGCGGCGCACGCGCACAGGUUCGCCAAAGCCAUGCCAGACGGCGCAUCCUCCUCGGUCCCGGGCCUCAUCCGGCUGCAGCCGGGCUCCUUGAGCGCUGCGGCACUGACGCCGCUGCACCUGCUGCCGUGCAAGAUCCAGCACAACGGGCCCGCCGCCAUCAGCCGCUUUUUCAGCCCGACCAUUCGUCCGGGGCCCUCAGGGCCGGUGGUGUCCUUCAGGGGCCGGAGCCUGCAUGGAGAGGAGGUGACGGUCCCUCCAGGCUACGUGGGGCUGGUGCUCCGGGAGGAAGACAAGUCAGAGGGGUCGGAGGACCGGACUGUCCAGGCAAUGGGCAAAUUUAGCAGCUUCACCCUUUGGGGUCUGGAGGCCCCCCCAGGGCGAGAUGCCAGGAUACACGGAGCCCUGACCUGGCCCAGCCUGGCCGCUGCUAUUCAUGCACCUGUGGCCGACGAUGAGGACUGAGGCGGUGGCAGCUCUGGAGCCCCAAUUCUGCGCCCCUACUUGUCCCCCCAAUAAAGUCUGGCGGAGCCAGCGGCUGCCCUGA
Molecule: messenger RNA, 592 nt
Organism: Gracilinanus agilis (Agile Gracile Mouse Opossum)
Lineage: Eukaryota; Metazoa; Chordata; Mammalia; Didelphimorphia; Didelphidae
Gene: RNASEH2C
Product: ribonuclease H2 subunit C
Exons: 4
Coding region: 79-510 (143 amino acids)
Biological process (GO): RNA catabolic process
Cellular component (GO): ribonuclease H2 complex
Source: RefSeq, a predicted model, not a curated record